CUUUCUUUCUUUUUCUAGACAACUGACUUUGGCCUGACGAUCUGCAAUUCUCCAAAACAAAAAACAAAAAAUGUCACUCGACGUCUCAUCUGAACAAGUUUGUUACGUCCACUGCAACUUCUGCAACACUAUUUUAGCGGUUAGCGUUCCAAGCAGCAACUUAUAUUGUAAUGUUGUGACGGUGAGAUGCGGGUAUUGUGGUAAUUUGCUGUCUGUGAACAUGGGAGCUCUGAUGCCCUCAACCCCACUUCAAGAUCUCCAGUUUCAGAAUCAUGGUGUGAGCUCUGAAGAUUCUAGUAAAGAAGUUGGAUCUUCUUCCAAAGGUACCAAUGUCUCGACACCAGACUCUGCAGACUGCGAACAAUCUCGCAUGCUCCCUGUACGCCCACCAGAGAAGAGGCAACGAGUUCCAUCAGCAUACAACAAAUUUAUCAAGGAAGAGAUCCAAAGGAUAAAGGCGAAUAAUCCUGACAUCAGCCACAGAGAAGCUUUUAGCACUGCAGCAAAAAAUUGGGCUCAUUUUCCUCAUAUUCACUUUGGGCUAACAGUUGAUGGAAACAAGCACAUAAAAAUUGAUGAAGCAUUUGUCAAUGAAGGAGCUAACAAAAAGGCCCAAGGUUUCUAUUGAUGAUAAUUAUCUUGUAGAUAGCUAUGCUAUUGUUUUACUAUAUCACUACUAAACUUUGACACUGAGGAUCAUCAGCCUCUCCUAAAUGGUUGGAAAUGCUGAACCUAGCUUCCAUGAUUUCUAUUCCUUGCAUUAUCUUAUUUAUUGUCUAAUACCAUUAAGCCAUUCGUUUUU
Telopea speciosissima is the source of this 802-nucleotide messenger RNA. RefSeq names its product axial regulator YABBY 5-like. The transcript is spliced from 6 exons. The record is from RefSeq and is a predicted model, not a curated record. Bases 71 to 628 code for a protein of 185 amino acids. NCBI's taxonomy places the organism in Eukaryota, Viridiplantae, Streptophyta, Magnoliopsida, Proteales, Proteaceae. Gene Ontology annotation, biological process: multicellular organism development; cell fate commitment. Gene Ontology annotation, cellular component: nucleus.